Molecule: messenger RNA, 2803 nt
Organism: Melozone crissalis (California towhee)
Lineage: Eukaryota; Metazoa; Chordata; Aves; Passeriformes; Passerellidae
Gene: BMAL1
Product: basic helix-loop-helix ARNT like 1
Exons: 19
Coding region: 205-2106 (633 amino acids)
Biological process (GO): circadian rhythm; regulation of transcription by RNA polymerase II
Cellular component (GO): nucleus; transcription regulator complex; aryl hydrocarbon receptor complex
Molecular function (GO): RNA polymerase II cis-regulatory region sequence-specific DNA binding; protein dimerization activity; DNA-binding transcription factor activity, RNA polymerase II-specific
Source: RefSeq, a predicted model, not a curated record
AUUCCAGCUCAUCCCAGCCUUCUGUCUGAGGUCAUCACAGGUGGUCCAUGAAGUUUCCUAAUGCAGUGAAGUGUUUUUGAAGGUAUUUGACCAACAGAACAUGAGGCAUGGAAGAGUUCUAAGGUUAUCAGCUGCUUUGGGCUGAGCAUCAUCAUCUUUGCCCAAGUGGAUUCAGGCUUCCAAGACAGACCUUCAGACAGUCCAAUGGCAGACCAAAGGAUGGACAUAUCUUCUACAAUUAGUGACUUUAUGUCACCAGACCCUGCUGACUUGAUCUCCAGUUCCCUUAGCACUUCAGGAAUGGACUGUAAUAGGAAAAGAAAGGGAAGCUCAACUGAUUAUCAACUCGAUGGCUUUCCUUUUGAGGAAGGUAUGGAUACAGAUAAAGAUGACCAACAUGGCAGAUUGGAGUAUGCAGACCAGCAAGGCAGGAUAAAAAAUGCAAGGGAGGCUCACAGCCAGAUCGAGAAGCGGCGCAGGGAUAAGAUGAACAGCUUCAUCGACGAGCUGGCCUCGCUGGUGCCCACGUGCAACGCCAUGUCCCGCAAGCUGGACAAGCUCACCGUGCUCAGGAUGGCUGUCCAGCACAUGAAAACACUUCGUGGUGCUACAAACCCAUAUACAGAAGCAAACUACAAGCCUGCUUUUCUAUCAGAUGAUGAAUUAAAACACCUUAUUCUCAGGGCAGCAGAUGGAUUCCUUUUUGUGGUGGGCUGUGACAGAGGAAAGAUACUGUUUGUUUCAGAAUCUGUCUUCAAGAUCCUCAACUACAGUCAGAAUGAUUUGAUUGGUCAAAGUUUAUUUGAUUAUCUCCAUCCUAAAGACAUUGCCAAAGUGAAGGAGCAGCUCUCUUCUUCUGACACCGCGCCACGAGAAAGACUUAUAGAUGCAAAAACCGGACUCCCGGUCAAGACGGACAUCGCGCCCGGGCCCUCGCGCCUCUGCUCCGGGGCACGGCGCUCCUUCUUCUGCAGGAUGAAGUGCAACAGGCCCUCUGUCAAGGUAGAAGACAAGGAUUUCCCUUCAACCUGCUCGAAGAAGAAAGCAGACCGCAAAAGCUUUUGCACUAUUCAUAGCACAGGCUACUUAAAAAGCUGGCCUCCCACAAAGAUGGGCCUGGACGAAGAUAACGAGCCCGAUAACGAGGGCUGCAACCUGAGCUGCCUUGUGGCCAUCGGGAGGCUCCAUCCCCACGUGGUGCCGCAGCCGGCGAACGGCGAGAUCCGGGUGAAGCCCACCGAGUACGUGUCCCGGCACGCCAUCGACGGCAAGUUCGUCUUUGUAGAUCAGAGGGCAACAGCCAUCCUGGCAUACCUACCCCAGGAGCUUCUAGGUACUUCGUGUUAUGAAUAUUUCCAUCAAGAUGAUAUAGCACAUCUUGCAGAAUGUCACAGACAAGUUUUGCAGACAAGAGAAAAAAUCACAACUAACUGCUACAAGUUUAAAAUAAAAGAUGGCUCUUUUAUUACGUUGCGGAGUCGCUGGUUCAGUUUCAUGAACCCUUGGACCAAAGAAGUAGAAUACAUUGUCUCCACAAACACAGUGGUUUCCACCGCGGGCCUGGAGAGCGGGGACGCGGCGUUCCCGCAGCUGGCGGCGUCCCCACACAGCAUGGACAGCGUGCUGCAGGCUGGAGAAGGUGGCCCCAAAAGGACCCAUCCCACUGUGCCUGGAAUUCCAGGUGGAACAAGAGCUGGGGCAGGUAAAAUAGGGAGGAUGAUUGCUGAAGAAAUCAUGGAGAUUCACAGGAUAAGAGGAUCAUCCCCUUCCAGCUGUGGCUCAAGUCCCCUGAACAUCACCAGCACGCCCCCGCCCGACACGUCCUCGCCAGGAGGGAAGAAGAUCUUGAACGGUGGCACUCCAGACAUUUCUUCAGCUGGGCUGCUGUCUGGGCAAAUCCAGGAUAAUUCUGGCUACCCAUAUUCCGACAACUCCUCUAUCCUGGGGGAGAACUCCCACAUCGGCAUGGACAUGAUCGACACGGAGCAGGGCUCCAGCAGCCCCAGCAACGACGAGGCGGCCAUGGCGGUCAUCAUGAGCCUGCUGGAGGCCGACGCGGGGCUCGGCGGCCCCGUGGACUUCAGCGACCUGCCCUGGCCCCUGUGAGGAGCCGGCAGCCAAGUGCAUUUACUGCCGGGGCUCCGCGGAACCCGUGGGACUGAGAGGCUUUUAUGUGGGAACUUCAUAAAAGCUGCGUCAGAAUGCGACUCAUCCUACCAUGUGUAACUUCAGACAAAGUGGAAUAACCUGCUACAGUGUUCUGUGUUGAUUUGGUUAGCUGUGUAUAGCUUGCAAUACUUGUAUAUUUUGGAUUCUGUUGUUUGAAAUUUUUUUUAAAUCACUGUGCGACUCACUGGCAUCAGUGGUAGCUUUUAUAUGCAAAUGACCAUUUCAGAUGUAUGGUGUGUUUUUACACUGCAAAACGGUCCCCAUGUGGAUAUUUCUUAUACUAAUUGUACCAUAAAGCCGUUUAUUCUUUCUUGUAAGAAUCCUUUACUAUAAAUAUUGUUAAAGUGUAAUGUAUUAGACAGUUAAAUAUUUUUAAAAUAAAUGUUUCCCUUGUUCUAAGAUGGAGCAUUUACUUUGAUAAAUAAAUUUGAUAAAACCCUGCUGAAGGUGCAUGCUAGAAGCACUUGGUAUUUAUCAUUUCUUUAGCCUUGGGAGAAGAGGGAGGAAAGCCAGUGCCUUACCUACACUUACAUGCCUUUGUCAUUACAAUAUUCCCAGAGCAGCUAUUGUUACUUACUCCUAGAUCCACGUUGAUCCUGAGAAAAGCACAACAGGCAGCUGUGUUGAAAUGGGC